GUUUUAAAGCGAGUGGGGGGGCAAAACAAUCCGUCUCCAUGGAAACUAGCUCAGCCUUCGGCCAGAGAGACUUCUCAAGUAGGGAGGGAUUUACCCCGCUCGAAAGAACAUGCCUGGAAGUUUAGGGAAAAGUUCCAGGUAUUACCGGCAAAUCGAUGAGUUUUCCCGUCGCUAUGUGUGUUUGUGAGAAACGGAACAAAAUGGCACGGAUAGCGGCAUAUUUCGUUCAGGCGAGGGAGCCCCUAGGAGGAGAUGACUGCCAACAAAAGCUCCAAAGCUUCACAGAGAACAGCAGAAGGGUCUAAAGGCCCACAGGAUAACUUGGACAGGUGUCAGUCUGUGUCUUCACCACUUUCUACUGGAAAAGAGCCAAGUUCUUCUCACCUCAGUGGCGGUGAGGACAGUCAGCCGGGAAGGUACGCAAAAGCUGACUCUAAACUUUGGAGCCAAAGGAACUGGAGCUGUAAGACAGCCAGUCUAAGAAGUGGUUUCUCACUCUCCACUGACUUUGAAUGUCAAACCAGGCUCACCAAAUCUCGGAGCAUCGCGUGUCUGGACAAGAAGCUCACCAUCCAUAAGCCAUCAAGUAGAGACAACCAGGAGCAGAAGGAGAACCAGCCACAACAAGGCCCCCUUGUGGGGGAUGGACUGAAUACUGGUCCACUCAGCUGGAGUACCCUUUCCAUAGGACCCACCACCAACCUUGGGCACAAACGCACACUCUCACUCAGCUGUACUGGAACCUCCACUUCAUCCGUCCCCAUACGCAAAAAAAUCUCAGAAUGGGAGGGUCGGAAUGCGGCUCUGCCUAGAAUGAGCCUUUGCUUGGAGAAGAGGCCUGGAGGUGGCAGUGAGGGUUGCCCAAGCCUGCUGUCCUCACCCUGCAGCGAGAAAACCUUUGACUUUAAAGGUAUGAGGAGGAUGAGCACAGCAUUUUCAGAGUGUUCCUACCCCGAGACUGAGGAAGAUGAACGUGCAUCUGAUAGAGAAGCUCCUGUAAGAUUCCAGAAGAGACCUUCAAAGGCUGAGUCCUCAGGGAUUUUCCUGCGUACGCUCUCUGCGCGUAAGGAGACCUCAGCCGUCCUCAGUCGGAUACAAAAGAUUGAACAAGCCUUGAAGGAAAGGCCCUCUCCGUCACCACCGCAGUAUCUUAGCAAUUGUUAUGGUCUUGACAAGUCCAGACAGAAGUCUUUCAAUAUUAGUGGAACAGAAGAUUUAGACAGCACUUGUGGCAGCAAGCGGAGCAGCAUCUGCUCCGUGGCCACUGAGCCUGAAGCUUCUCCAGGCUCUGAAAGACUCUCAAAGCUCAGGCAGAGGUUUAGCAUCAGCUCUAUGAGGUCUGAGAGUCCAGAACUCCCCUCUGCACAGGACUCUUCUGGACCCACAGUGAACCCUUUGCCUAAGCCCAAACGAACAUUUGAGUAUGAUGCCAACCGGAACAACAGGGGCUUGAUGCCCAGUAAUGGACUACCUCCCACCACUGAAUCUCCCCCUCCACUUCCCUCAACCCCGGCACCUGCUGUAAUGAGAAAUUCCAAGACUGACGAAAGCUUGCCUAGGAAGACUCAAGAUAGAGAAUCUUGUGAGUCAGAGGAUGCUCUCAGCCUGCUGUCCUCGUACCCUUCCUCACCCACAGAGAACGGCACAGCCUCCACAGAGAACCACAGUCGGCCCAGCUCCAAGAGCACACUGGAGGAGAACACCUAUGAGGACAUAGUGGGUAAGAACGAGAAAGAGAAUCCAUAUGAGGAUGUAGAUCCAGUGAGGAGAUUUCUGGUCAGAAAUUCCCGCCUGUUACCCGAGAGGUCUCGGGACUCGCUCAACAGGAUAUGGACCUCCCAGGACAGGAAGUCCAUUAUGCCUCCCCAGCUGCCCUCUAAACCGAGCAGUCAGUCUCUGCGGUUGCCAGGUCCUUCAGACAGAAAGAGUCAGCGCCCAUCCCGCCUGUCUAAGAGGCACAGCCAUGAUGACGUGCUGCUGCUGCCCCAGCUGGGCAUGCCUUCCUCCCCCUGUGGCCUAUUAGAUGACAGCCUGAGCCCUACCACUGAGACCCUGGCCUCCCUCAGACACAAACGAGUCCCCAAGGUGGUCCAAAGAAUAAACUCUAUCUACUGUACAAAACGAGGCAAGAAAAGACUAAAGAAGCUUUCACUUUCCAGUAUGGAAACAGCAUCUCUAAGAGAUGACAACAGUGAGAGUGAAAGCGACUCUGACGACAGGUUCAAAGCUCACACUCAAAGGCUACUGAAGCUGCAGUCGAUCCUGAGCCGUGCACCCAGUUACAGGACGCUGGAGCUGCAGUUGAUCGAGUGGCAGGAAAGGGAGCUCUUUGAGUACUUUGUGGUGGUCUCGUUGAAGAAAAAGCCCACCAAAAACUCUUAUACUCCAGAGGUCACCUACCAGUUUCCAAAGUUAGAGAGACUCACCAAGCAGAUGAGGGAGGCUGAGCAGAGACUCAAGGCUAUCCCACAGUUCUGCUUUCCAGAUUCCAAAGACUGGAGCCCCGUGUCUGAAUACAACAGUGAGACCUUCUCUUUCAUGCUCACUGGAGAAGAUGGCAGCAGACGGUUUGGGUAUUGCAGGCGACUUCUGCCUAGUGGGAAAGGACCUCGCCUUCCUGAAGUGUAUUGUGUCAUCAGCCGGCUGGGCUGUUUCAACCUGUUUUCCAAGAUCCUGGAUGAAGUGGAGAGGAGGAGAGGGAUCUCAGCUGCUUUGGUGUACCCUUUUAUGAGGAGUGUGAUGGAAUCUCCUUUCCCAGCACCAGGCAAAACCAUAAAAGUCAAAACCUUCCUGCCUGGAGCAGGAAAUGAGGUGAUUGAGUUAAGGAGGCCCAUGGACUCCAGACUAGAGCACGUGGACUUUGAAAGUCUGUUCUCCUGUCUGAGCGUACGACAGGUGGUCCGUGUUUUUGCCUCCCUCUUGCUGGAACGCAGGGUCAUCUUUGUGGCUGACAAGCUCAGUACUCUUUCAAGCUGUGUUCAUGCAGUGGUGGCUUUGCUGUACCCGUUAUCCUGGCAGCACACCUUCAUCCCUGUGCUACCCACCGCCAUGGUGGACAUCGUCUGCUGUCCCACACCUUUCCUAGUUGGGAUUCUCUCCAGCUCGCUGCCCAAGCUCAAGGACCUGCCUGUGGAGGAGGCUUUGAUGGUGGAUUUAGGAACAGAUCGCUUCAUCAGACAGAUGGAUGACGAGGCCUCUCUGUUACCACGCAAACUUCAGGCCGCUCUGGAACAAGCUCUCGAACAGAGGAAUGACAUCAUCAAUCAAGACUCAGACAGCGAAUCAGAUGAAGAGUGCACCACCACUUUAAACAGUGUGGUAUCAGAGGCCUUCAUCCGCUUUUUCCUGGAGACUAUUGGACACUAUUCGUUGUUUCUUACCCAGGGCGAAAGGGGCGAGCGCAUCUUCCAGCGUGAAGCCUUCCGCAAGUCUGUGGCAUCUAAAAGCAUCCGUCGAUUCCUGGGUGUCUUCAUGGAGUCCCAAAUGUUUACUGGAUUUAUCCAGGAUAGAGAGAUGAGGAAGUGUAGGGCCAAAGGUCUAUUUGAGCUGAGAGUGGAACAGUAUCUUGAAGAGUUACCAGACACAGAGCAGAGUGGAGUCAACAAAUUUCUGAAGGGUUUAGGCAAUAAACUAAAAAAUGUUUUAUCGUGAAACCAAAUCCUGUGGAUGUUUUCUACUGUUCCUACAUCUGAAGACCUAACAUGGCUAAGUCAUGUUUGCUGACAUGCCUUAACGUGCCUGUUGAACUCUGACAUUCAUCUUUUUUUUGUACAUAUUUAUUAAAGCUGUGCUGUUAAUCUCACGUGUAGCUCUUUUGUUAGCUUUCCAGGUACCUUGUAUGUGACACUAGAGUAAUAAUAGGAUGGUACUUGAGAGUAUGAAUGGUUAUGUUGUAAUAUAACCUCCACCUUAGAGAUAACUGUGUCGAGCUGUAUGAGAUUGUAUGAAUGGAAACUUACGAGAGGUGCAUGUACAGUGGCUGUGUAGUAUUUAACGCUAGAAAUUCUCCAUGAACUGUAUUUUGUACAUUUAUUAACACAUGAAGAGUAUAAUUACCUUAUUUGCAGUGUUUUAUAAAUAAAAUGAAAGCAACAAUAAAGCUUUUCUGUUAAUUCAAAUCGAA
This is a messenger RNA of Triplophysa rosa, 4123 nucleotides long. It is a transcript of the gene dennd2b, whose product is annotated as DENN domain containing 2B. Gene Ontology annotation, biological process: positive regulation of ERK1 and ERK2 cascade. Lineage: Eukaryota; Metazoa; Chordata; Actinopteri; Cypriniformes; Nemacheilidae. The record is from RefSeq and is a predicted model, not a curated record. The transcript is spliced from 20 exons. The coding region runs from base 253 to 3651 and encodes 1132 amino acids.